This is a messenger RNA of Anopheles funestus (African malaria mosquito), 1883 nucleotides long. RefSeq lists its product as uncharacterized. NCBI's taxonomy places the organism in Eukaryota, Metazoa, Arthropoda, Insecta, Diptera, Culicidae. The coding region runs from base 789 to 1595 and encodes 268 amino acids. The transcript has 5 exons. The record is from RefSeq and is a predicted model, not a curated record.
UUAUUUUUUCUUUCCCUCCUCAUUUCAUAAAGCAAAAGCAGGAAUUUCUUGAUUGUAACGAAGAAAACUUUUUACUAUUUUUUUUUACAUUGUCCCACAAGUGACAAGCGUUGCUUUAAACUAGAAAUUGCAAAAGAUUUAAAGCUUUAGGUGAAUUAUUUAUUUCCCAUCAACAACAAAACGGAAACCAUCAUUGACAUACAUUUUAAAACAUUCAAAUAACUCCACGACACUCUCGACGUUAGGGGUUUUUUGCGUAUCCUUUCGUGUACGCCACAAAACAACACGAGACGUGAGUACCCAACACGAUUCAACACGAGUUUCAACGAACAUCCGCGAACUGAUCUCGUGAGCUCCAUCUUUCAUCGAACUGUAUAUAUGACAGCAUCCAAGCACCGACAAACGUCAGUUAUUCUUCUAGUGUCGUUAGUGAUUCAUCUCUCGCACUAAACCACAGUAGGCGCGUAACGGUGCAGCGUGGUGGCGAUGUUUAUUGGACCGGUACGACGAUAUACCGGCCGUGCGAUACUUUGUGACGUGAUUUAUGCAAAGCGGUGCAAAUAACCCACUCAACGACGAGCACGCUGGUAGCACAUCAAAAAGGGAGAACACUCCUCAAAUGGACACUUAAGUGAGCUUUGUGUGUGCGUGUGUGACUGCAUUUAGCAAAAGCAGCUCAAGGACUGUUGGAAAAAGGACUGUUUUGUGGGCGCAAGUGAAAACAUUCGUUUCGGUUUCUGCAAAUAAAAAGUAAUUAUGAACAAAUAGUAAACGGUUUCAUCAACCCCAUGGACAGCAGCAGCAAUACCACGUGGAACAGUAUUAGGAUGGGCCGCAACGUUUGGAUAUCCAGCGUAUUUCUGCUGACAGUGAUGUGUCACUGUGCAACUGGCCAAACUGCGUCGGGCCCUCUCCCCGAACCGGUGUGUGGUCAAAUCUCGCAAAUGCUGGACAGCUGCUUCCGCAACUCUUCACCAUCGAUUGCCGUCGAGUUGCUGUACUCCGUCAAGAUACCGGACUCGGUGGAGGAAAUUAGCGACCGGUGUCUACUGUUCAACCGUGGUAUGGAAUGUGUACAGCACUAUCUGAACGUGUGCGUCGACCAGAAGGAGCGGAAAAUCAUCGAAAACGAAGUGUACGGGGCGAAACGUUUGUACGAGUUCUUAUGCCAGGAUCGUUCGUUUCAGAAAGAAUUUCUUAAACACAAGGAUUGCUUUCAUCACGUGCAUCACGACUGGGACGGAUGUUCGAGCAAGUUUAUCAGCAUUCUGAAGGAGGAAAUGUCCAAAACGACGAAGCAAUCGAUGAACGUGCAGUACAUGCACUUUUGCUGCGCACGUUAUGGUUAUGAAAAUUGUGUCUACAACAGUGCCCGGUACAAGUGUCGCCAUGAUUCGGCCAUUUUUCUUCGUACUGUCGCGAAGCUCCUGUCCACCGAUAAACACUUUCUGAACUGUGAUAAGAUCGAACACGAGGUCUGUUCCAACGGGACGAGGGAGCACGCUUGGGGGAAGCUCGUGGCGUUGCUGGGUGUGUUGGGAUUGGUGCGGAUUUUCGGAACCGGAAGGUACUUCUCGCUUGACAUCCGUCAAUGAGGAUUGAUUUUGGGAAGUAGAAUUACGUUCGUAUGUACGAAGGGUAUCUGUUGGGGAGAUUAAAUUGUGCGAAUAGUAGAUUAAGCAUUUUAUUACUAAACACAUUUUAAAAUCUAAACUAACUAAGUCACUAUUCAGGUAGAUGUAAGCAGAUAGUUAAGCUGAUUGGUGGUUUCAGUUACUGAUAGGCGCAAAUAUUGUAAUAUAGUAAACAGAAUGUUAGCUUCAAUGUACAACGCUACAGUCACGAUGGCUUCUCCGUCAAAUCGUAAAAAAGUGAUCCUUAAC